GCCUGCGAGGCUCGGAUAAUUAAAGAGUCCCACAUGGAUUAUAUAUAAAGUGUUUAACAGUCUUUCUCAAGCCAGAGCUCAACAAUGGAAGCAUUGAAUAUAAAAAUGGGAAAAAGAAUUCGCCAUGACAGGCUUCUCAAAGCAUUUAUCUUCUUCUUUGUUGACCUGUCUUUAUGUUCUCCCUCAAUAACUCAAGGGGAACUUCCAUUCAUGACUUCUGAUGUGAAAGAAGUCGCAGGCAAAUCCUUUGAUUACAUUGUUGUAGGUGGAGGAACUGCUGGCUGUCCCCUGGCAGCGACCCUUUCCGAGAAAUUCUCGGUGCUAUUGAUAGAACGAGGCGGAUCGCCUUACGGCAAUCCCUUGGUGAUGGAGAAGAGAUUUUAUGGUUACUCUUUGAUUCAAACAGAUGAGUUUUCAUCAGUAGCACAAGACUUCACAUCCACUGAUGGUGUUAGGAACAGCAGAGGACGAGUACUUGGUGGAUCUUCGGCUAUAAACGGAGGGUUCUAUAGUCGAGCCAGCGAGGACUUUAUUGACAAGGCUGGCUGGGAUAAGGAAUCGGUUAAGGACGCUUAUACAUGGGUGGAAUCCAAAAUAGUCUCUAAACCUGAAUUGACACCAUGGCAGACUGUUGUGGAAUUUGGCCUUGUUGAAGCUGGAUUUCUACCUUACAAUGGCUAUAGUUUAGAACAUGUUGAGGGAACAAAGAUUGGUGGAAGCAUAUUCGAUGUUUGGGGCAUCCGACAUACCUCGGCCGAUCUUCUGAAGGCUGCGAAUCCCAAAAAUGUCGUAGUUCUUUUGAAUAUGACGGUAAAAAACAUCGUCUUCAAGAGCAAUGGCAAUGCAUCUGAGACAACAGUGAAGGGCGUAAGGUUCAUAAAGAGCGAUGGCAGCAGGGAUCAAACAUAUAAGGCCUAUCUAAAUCAACCCAAGAAUUGUACAUCAAAGCGUGGCGAUGUGAUUUUGUCAGCCGGGGCAUUAAGCAGUCCACAAAUUCUGUUAUUAAGUGGCGUUGGCCACCGUAAACAAAUCGAGAAUUUCGACAUCCCACAUGUGAAAAACUUGAAAGGAAUAGGCAAAAAAAUGAAAGACAAUCCUAGUAUUGCUGUUUUGGUGGACACAAAUCCACAAAGUCGACAACCAGAGCCUCCUCAAGUUUCGGGGAUUGCGAAGGACUUCAAGUUCAUAAUCGAAGGAGGGGUUAUACCUACGAGCUUCAAUGCGACGAGAAUGCCGAUAGCUGCCAAGAUUGCGUUUCCAGUAUCGGAAGGUGAACUUAAAUUAAGCAGUAGUGACCCAAGGCAAACCCCUGCAGUGAAAUUCAACUACCUAGAUGAUGAAAAGGACUUGGACGCUUGUGCAGAUAUGGUGCAUUUGCUUGAACGAGUGGCCAGGUCCCAUUCAGUUGCUUUUUACCUUGGUGCUAAACCCCAGAAUAACUUGAUGACUAGCACUGAUGAGCAAAGGAAAUUCUGCAAAGAGAAUGUGCGGACGUACUUCCACUACCAUGGAGGGUGCACGGUUGGAUCGGUUGUGGACAAUGAUUAUAAGGUUUAUGGAGUUAAAGGGUUGAGAGUUGUGGAUGGCUCGACGUUCCGGGAAUCACCGGGAACAAAUCCGAUGGCUACUCUGAUGAUGCUGGGGAGAUACCAGGGGCUCAAAAUCUUGAGAGAAAGGGAGCACGUUUCUUCUUUAAGUACUCAACAAAACCCUUAACAACAUCACAUUUGUAUGCUGACAGCAAAUGCAUAUAACUACUUAUAUAUGUUUUUCUUUUCGCAAAUGUUUUUAGCAGCAAGCAAGAGAGUAACAUUCCAUUAAUAGGCAUCUUAA
Messenger RNA from Hibiscus syriacus, 1833 nucleotides. Its product is annotated as (R)-mandelonitrile lyase-like. Lineage: Eukaryota; Viridiplantae; Streptophyta; Magnoliopsida; Malvales; Malvaceae. Bases 85 to 1716 code for a protein of 543 amino acids. The transcript is spliced from 3 exons. The record is from RefSeq and is a predicted model, not a curated record. Gene Ontology annotation, molecular function: oxidoreductase activity, acting on CH-OH group of donors; flavin adenine dinucleotide binding.